Messenger RNA from Vitrella brassicaformis, 2335 nucleotides. Lineage: Eukaryota; Vitrellaceae. The record is from the annotation of a GenBank genome assembly.
CAACUGUCCCCUUGGAUCCGGAGACGACUGGUUGACGAUUGGUUGACCGGCAGCCGCCCCCAAAGCUUCGCCUGUGCUUGUGCAUCUCAGCCCGACUGAAAAACACAACACGCUUUACCUGCAUCGACGAAGGCGAGCAAGAGCAGGAUGGAGCCGCUCACGGUGGUCAACGUGUACGCAUUUUGAUUGUGUACAGGAAUCAGUCACUGCGACGGCAGGAGUUUGUCACACACAGAGGAGACCGAUCCGGAAUAGGAAUCUCCUGCACCUCGAGCUCUUGGGGGCGGUGCAAUUUGCAGCUUGAGACUUGCUUGAGUCCCGGACCGAGUCCAAUCAGGCAGCCACGCAACAGGAGGAUACACGGAGAGCUCAAUGGACCACGCGUUCUUCUUGUCCAUCUUCUCCGUCUUCUCCCACGCUCGCGCGGGGUACUUUUUCGGUACGGCUCGAAUUGGAAUGACGGUCGUCUUCAUUACGGCCGUGUCCACAACCAUUCCAGGUGUUUUGAAGACAGCGGACAAACUCCUCAUCUUUGUGGUUUUGGUACGGACCAUCUGCCCACUGCUGCUGUUUCCUUUCCCAUGACAAGUGCCGAUUGAUUUUCAGGCGGGGGCGCUUUUCGUAGUGUGGAAGCUCAGAGAGCGUAUCCUCUUGUUUCUCACCGGCGACACACGCCUCAGGGUCGACAUCUAUGACUUCGUCCAGUGUCUUCUCUGUUGCGGUCAGUGUCAUAGGUGUAUGUGUACAUGCUUACGUCAGUCAAUUUCGCCGUCUCUCUUGUGUCCAUUCCAGGGUGUGCUGGCAGAUGCUGCCCUGCGAUCGUUCCAGGAGCCAGCAGGGUCGUGCGGCUGAAGAGGGUGGAGUGCCGAAACUUCCCUGCUCACGUAAGCCGGCGACGUGAGACUGCGCGAAUGCCGUAGACGAUUAUGUGUGCACCCGUCGUUCAGGACUGGAUGGGGACGAGCGAUCUGUUUCUCAAGGUCAGCCUGGGAACGAACGCAGAGCUUAGCACACGAGGUGGGCAAGAUGCACGCCUGAGGGGCAACCGCAUAGCCAUCGCCUUUGUGCAUGACACGCGCAGUGCGAGAGAAGAAAAGACACGUAUGCAUCUUCACCGAGCAGCUGUGAGAUGUGCACACGGAGACAAACACGUAGCUGCGUCUCCUGUCUGACUGAGCGUCUCCCGUAUGUCCGUGUAUGUCCUGAAAAGCGAGGUCAACGUCAAGAACCCCUGCUGUGGACCGUGUACCAAGUGGUGCAAUUGCGCCCAGAGGUAUAGACGCGCACCGAAAAAUGGAUCCGAAGUUGGACUUAUGCUUGAUGAGGACAGCUGCGGCGACGAGGACUGCCGUGCCUACUGCUCUUGCGACCAGGAAAUGCACGUAAGCGACGCAGGGUGGGAAGGAUGAAAGACAGGGCUGCUGAUGGAUGAUUGUGACUUUGUCGACUUCGUGUGUUGAUCAGAUCAUUCUGAUGGUAAGUGCACCUGCACCAGCCAUGAGAGAGGGCAGCAGGAGACUGCGGUGUGUGUUAUCCUCUCACGCUCACAGGAUCAGGAUGUGGUAAGCUGCUAAGCAUCUUACCUGUUCGUGUAUCCAUCUCACCAUCUGUGUCUGUGUCAGGCGUUCCACGACGAGGUCGACAGAGAAACAUUCAGAGGCAGAAGUCGCCACCCAUAUGUCAAGUGUCUCUCAGGUUGGCCGGGUCCUGUUCAACAGCAGCGAGAUCCUUCGACUUGCCGCCAACAACGCAUGGAGCGGCUGGCGUCCCAUCCAGUCCAAGGUGACAGCCGCACCCCUUGUCCAAGUGCUUUCACCUCUGGUGGAUGCAUCUCCUAUCCGUGUUUGCAUGCAGGGCUUCAUCAGGCAGGAGACAGCCGGCGAGAUGAAUGUCCUGUUCGAGUUCGUACCCUACAGUGAAGGCGAGGAGAUGCUGUCGCCGAAGGGAGACGGGGCCGGCAAGGGGCUCCUCGGCGACGAAUUGAAGGCACCCGGUAAGCGAGAGACAGACAUAAAGCCAAUUAGGAGUAGCAGUGUCGGUGUCUUGUGUGUGACCCUAUUGUGCAGACGCCCAAGUGAUGAGCACCACUGCCGGAUCGCCCGCCUUCUCAGGAGGCGGAUACAGCCCUGUCUGAGCACCAACAAAAGUCAAUGCUUGAGGACAACACACAGGGAGAGAGGGUGCAUGGUACCUGAAUUACUUUAGUGGACAGAACGCGCAUACGUGCACGGGGCUCAAGACGUAUGCACUGUCAUCUCCCUUGAGCCCCGUGCACGCGUUGUCUCCAAAGCAAGUGAGAGAGACACAGCUUACGAAAAGUCAUUCAACAACUCAG